CACGCACCACGCACACAAACGAAGCGCACAACAAUACACACAACACAACAACACACGCGCGAUGGCUGAGGGAGAUGGUGUUGGAGCAGAGACAGGAACGUCGGCCACACACGACAGCGCUGAGCUUGGUGGUGUCGACGCUUCUCUCGCAUCCGCACCACCUACAACAGUCACAGCGGCAAUACCUGGUCCUUCUUCACAAGUGAGUGCGCACCACAGCCACCCGCCAACGAACUCCUUGUACAACAACUCGCACAACACCACGCACACUGGCCACGGCGCUCAUGUGCACAUGGAGGAGCAUCAGCAGCCCUUUGCGCUGUCGCUUCACGCGCCGCAGCCUGCUGUCAGCGCUGGAACAUCAAGCCAUGCCACCGCCAGCCAUGAUGACCACCACAUCAACGUGGUGGAUCCAGAACCAAAGCACAGUGCCUUCACCAAUCACGACCUGCACAUGAACACAAUGCUGGCUUCGCACGACACCCCACCUCUCCACACGUGCCUCCCGAAGCCAGAACUAACACGGGCCCCGCUGCGCAACGAGAUACAUGAACGAGACAUCAGCGCCACGAGCGUUGGUUUGGGUAGCAAGGAGCACACCACCAAGGGCCUUCAUGGUGGUGAGGAUGAUGAUGAUGAUGACGAUGACAACUAUGGUAACCAUUGCCAUGGCGACGAUGGUGACGAUCGUGCUGAUGACGAUGACGACGAUGACAACCAUGAUGAUGACGAUGAUGACGACCAUGACAACCAUGAUGAUGACGACGACAACGACGACUUGGACCACUACAGCGUUGGAUAUUCGUGUGAUAGAAGCAAGACGCUGCAUACGAACAACGUGAAGGGCGGCAUGAAGAAGCAACACAGCAAGAACAGACACACGAACAAGAAGCCGCCUCGCGUGUUUGCCCAUCAUGUGCCAAGGCCUGUGCCAGAGGCGUCCUCGUCACCUCACCCGCUCCCACAGCAGCUAUCGAGUUUCGACGCCCCUAGCGCCAUCGGCAAUAUGCCUGUGCAGGAAGGCAGCGAAGCACCCACCAACAUUGUCACGGGCCUGUUUGACAUGAUCAGCGCCACGAGUCGCUUCAUGCACCAGCUGCGCCAGGUGUUUGGCGCGUUCCCCGCCGGUACACCUCCGCCCACCAAGGCGGCAAAGAAGGGCCGCGCCCCAAAGAAAGUGACCACUGCCCAGCGCAAAGACUUGCGUAAACUCCUGGACGAAAGCCUCGCCGCAAACAAGCGAAACGAACACGGAGCAAAACAAGACAAAUAA
Messenger RNA from Salpingoeca rosetta, 1273 nucleotides. RefSeq lists its product as uncharacterized. The coding region runs from base 62 to 1273 and encodes 403 amino acids. Lineage: Eukaryota; Choanoflagellata; Craspedida; Salpingoecidae. The record is from RefSeq and is a predicted model, not a curated record. The transcript has 2 exons.